This is a messenger RNA of Colletotrichum costaricense, 2190 nucleotides long. RefSeq lists its product as uncharacterized. NCBI's taxonomy places the organism in Eukaryota, Fungi, Ascomycota, Sordariomycetes, Glomerellales, Glomerellaceae. Bases 1 to 2190 code for a protein of 729 amino acids. The transcript has a single exon. The record is from RefSeq and is a predicted model, not a curated record.
AUGGACACCGCCGGUUCGGAGUGUCUCGAAAACCAAAACUCUACGGACUGUCUGCUCCGGGCUCUUCUGAACAUUCUUGCGGAGCAAAAACAAGCACAAGAUGCAGGCAUCGAUUGGGAUCCCAUCACCUUCGGCUUUACGCUUUUGAUUGGAUUGGUAGCCUCCAUGAUUGCUCUUGCUACAGUCUUCCAAGCUGUUCUUGCGGGUGGGAAAGGUGGUCGUAGAGCAAAUGGUCGAGCCAUCGGGAAAUGGUCGAAACGAACCACAAGGAAAUGGAUUCUUUCCGAAAUGAGCUGGAGUUACACCGCCUAUACUCCCAUGCUGAGACUGGACAAUCUGAAACGACAGCUUGACGAUGCGAUACGAAAGCUGAAGAACGAAGAAGAGAAAAAGCCGAGGGAGGAAGAGAAACAAAGGCUGCCGCCCUUGCUCCCAGCGAGUGCGCUUGUUAGGUUACUGCCCUCUGAUGUUGUUGGCUCUCCAAUUGAGGCCAGAAGAGUGGAAGCACGAAAAGCACCCAUUCCUGAUGUGCCGUCAUAUCCAGCUACAUGGCUUGCUCUUUUCAAAACCACUGGGUUGGAAAACUUCGACGGGUUUGAUCUUAUGCCAGUCACUGCCGACUAUCUUCCAGAGGACUUUGUUGCCGCUCCUGCUUCUGCAGAGGUUGGCGCGAUUGUGGUAAUCGCAGCAGCUGCUGGGGUCCAGCGGUUGGACGCCGACGCAGAUUUAUACCCUGUCAUCAUUGGCUGCGGCUUCCAAUUUGAUUUCCGUCAGCACCCAGUUCUCGGUGUCAUUGGGGCAUUUUCUGAGCAUCAUAGCAGAGACAACGACAUUACGCCGACGCCUAGUCUGGAAAAACUUCGAGAGGCAUCGCUGCAUGCAAAUGGUCUAAUUGAGCUGCAGGACGGGAAAUCUGCAGACGGGAUAAUCGAGACACACCGGACAGACCAUCGGCUCUUCUUACUGCACCCCGAGUAUAGACCCGUGAUCAAGGGAACAGACUGCUUUCUCCCAGAUCGCUACACCCUCAGCCGGCACUACAUACCGACCGUCGUCUUCCUCUGGGCCAAGUCGCCAAAGUUCGCUCCGUCUCUCUUCCCAGGACCAGUGUGGAAAGAGUAUAACCCGUUCACGGCCAUUGCUCUAAACGGAGGGUUUUGGAGUAAAGUUCGAUUCGAUCGAUUUCAAGAAUCGGACUGGGAUGAAAAUGGCCGUUCUCUUUCGUUCUUUAAGCAACCGUUUGAUGACUUAUCAGCUGCUGAACUGCGAGGACAUGCUUUCAAAGCGAUAAGAGGUGAAGUAGCAGGGAGAGACUACCCAUGGCUCCGCUGUCCACAAGUACUUCGGUUGUGUCUUACCCUACUCAAUAAUCCCAUGGAUCUUCGACAAAAAUUUUCGAACUUCACAUUUAGUCAAAAGGAAAAGCUUCGUGAAGAAGCACGCAAACACUUGAAUUACGCGGACGCCUGGCUAGCAGAUUGCGAUGGUGGCAUGGGCAACAUUGAAGGCCGGAUUCAGCUCUUGUUCUUUACGACGCAGAUUCUAUCCCGAGCAGAGACUAUGACGCAGAAAGGUAUUCUUCAAGUUCCCGAUAGAACGGAGCCAACACUGGAAACGUCGGAACCGCCACAGCCUCCGAUGACAGUGCGAGACAUUCACUCCAAGACGAUUCAAGCCCUCCACAACCUAGUCGAUGGCUUCGAACUCGAGCUCGAAGGCCUCAAAGCAGCCUUGAAGAUAAAAGUGGCGAAUCACGGUAGAACAAGAGCUUAUUCGCAGUGGCAUAGUGGCAGAUUCGGAGCUCUACGAUGUCACUUGCGUAACAAGUUCUUCGGUGGCCCGCCAACACAGACAGACUUGGAAAUAACUCCUGAAGAUCGUGAAUAUCUGGAACAUUUCAGGAGAAAGUUAGAGGAGUCUAAGAUACAAGUAGAAGGAUUAGUAGGACCCUCGUACAACGUGCCAACCAAUUUCUUCAACACUCAUCAAAUGCUAAGCAGGUUAGCGAAAAUAGUAGGUUGCCACUCUGAGUCAAGUAAUGAAGACAGAGAGAACGAGGAAUUGAAUCAAAAGAUUGAUGAUAUCAUCAUAUAUCGCUCUCUGCUUCUAGGAGUGCUAUUCUAUACAGCUCUCGACAAUUCUGAGUUGCUCAAAUCAGGAGUAUGGGAUCGUGUGGUCCCUAUCAUUUGA